Molecule: messenger RNA, 2248 nt
Organism: Lycium barbarum (goji berry)
Lineage: Eukaryota; Viridiplantae; Streptophyta; Magnoliopsida; Solanales; Solanaceae
Product: transcription termination factor MTERF9, chloroplastic
Exons: 7
Coding region: 176-1597 (473 amino acids)
Biological process (GO): regulation of DNA-templated transcription
Molecular function (GO): double-stranded DNA binding
Source: RefSeq, a predicted model, not a curated record
CGGGAAAAGUCACUAUCACUGCUCACAAGUAAAUAUCAUACUCUGUGGACCGUUCUCCUCUGUCUGCAUUUUGUGAAGAUAAGGUGUCCUCUCAACACAGAUACCAUGUACUUCCAAUCCCCUAAAUUUUAGGGUUUAAGAGCAUAUUCCUUCCUUGUUCUUUUCCACUAAUAAUAUGGCAGCUGUUAGUUCCAUUUUCCUCAAUAUCAGUGCACACCCAAUUAGAAGACUAUCUAAGGGAAAGAGUUGUUUCUUCAGGUUUAGUAGAAUUUGUGUUGUAUCUUCACAUACAAAUCAAAAGAUUCUGAAACCCAAUAGAAAGUCUAGGUUUGGGCAGCCAAUAUCGCCUUAUGACUCUGAGUCUGAUGAUGAUGAUGAAGCUGACAGUUCUGAAGAUGACGACGACGUUUUGACUUCUGAUGAUGAACCUCUAGAUGUUAAAGUUUCUGUUCGUGAUCAGCAGCGCCUGAAGUUUCAGAAUGCAACACAAACCAGACGAGACAGUCAUCACCAUUCAGAAAGAGGAUUGAACGCAAAGUUGGGACACCGGAGGCAAACUCCUGAGAUAACCCAAGAUUGCAGAGAAAAGGAGGCAAGCGGGAGCCUGGCUAAGGACAGAUUUAGUCAUCUAGCAGAGGAACUAGAUCUGGAUGAGAAAUGGUUUCCGCUUCUUGAUUACCUAAGUACCUUCGGAUUUAAGGACUCUCACUUCGUCCAGAUGUAUGAAAGGCACAUGCCUUCCCUUCAAAUAAAUAAGACUUCUGCACAGGAAAGGUUGGAAUUCUUGUUGGGUGUGGGUGUCAAACAUAAAGACAUCAGGAAGAUAAUAUUGAGGCAGCCUCAACUUCUUGAGUAUACUGUGGAAAACAAUCUGAAAUCCCAUGUCACAUUUUUGGCUAGUUUGGGUAUCCCAGACUCAAGAAUAGGGCAGAUAAUUACUGCAACUCCGUCCCUUUUUUCCUACAGUGUGGAAAAUUCAUUAAAACCCACAGUAACAUACUUGCUUGAGGAGGUUGGUAUCGAGAAGAAUGACUUGGCUAAAGUCGUGCAGUUAAGCCCUCAAAUUCUGGUGCAGCGGAUUGACACUUCAUGGACAGCCCGCUUCAAUUUUCUCACUAGAGAAUUGGGUGCACCCAGAGAUAGUAUUGUCAAAAUGGUUAGGAAGCAUCCUCAAUUACUUCACUACAGCAUUGAGGAUGGAUUGCUUCCCCGGAUUAAUUUCUUGAGGAGCAUUGGAAUGCGCAAUUCAGAGAUAGUGAAAGUGCUAACUAGCAUUACACAGGUCUUCUCUCUAUCACUUGAGGGGAAUCUGAAACCUAAGUACAAGUACUUGGUUAAUGAACUUGGCAAUGAAGUGCGAUCAUUGACUAAAUAUCCCACGUACCUAAGCUUAUCGCUGGAUCAGAGAAUUAGGCCGCGCCAUAUGUUUUUGGUUUCUCUAAAGAGGGCUCCCAAAGGACCAUUUCCAUUAAGUUCAUUCGUCCCAACUGAUGAAUCUUUUUGUCAGCAGUGGGCAAGAACUAGCUUGGACAAAUAUCUUGAUUUUCGGCAGAGAUUGCUUCUAAAGGAACUUGCCAGAAAAUAUGAAAGACGAUAAUAUGUUUGAGCUCACUGGUAGCAGAUCUUCUGCCCUGCGUGCUUAUUAUAUAAGGCUAAUUUUGUGGAACGAUUUUGUAGCACUUAGGUGAAAUUUAAAGAUAUAUACACAUACCAAGGAACCAGGUCAUUUUCUUCUUUACACAUUUAAGACAUACAAUUUCAGCAGUUAAAGUGGGACUUCUGCACUACCUUGAGGUUUGACGUCAAAUCACACAAACAAAACCCUAUAUUUUCAAGGUAUAGCAUGUCUUUUUUUUAGAAAAAGAUCUUUUUUGGAAAUUUAAUUGCAAGUGUAAUUAUAUAAUGGUACAGUUUAUAUUGUGAGAUACUGCACAAAAUUUUGACAUCAUCAGCUGGCUGUUGUAAUAUGUGGCCAUUUUACUACAUGUUUGUACCUUGCUGCAAAUGUUCAAAAGGCAGCUUUGGAGACCCUUUCGUUUACUGAGAAAAUCUCAGUUAAGGAACUUAUUGAAAUCAAUUUGUUGGCUAGUUCUCUCUGACAUUUGUAAAUAAUUGUGUUUCUUCUGGUGCAUAAUCUGAGUGCAAAAACUUUGUAAAAUAAUACUAUGUAAAAAGCUUCUUCUAUCCUUCGGUCCUCAAAUGUUUUUCUUGGUCCUUCAAGUUAUUAUAUUCAAUCAUCUUUCUAUUA